AUUGCACAAAUUUCUUAUAUUUCAGGUAAAUUAUGUAAUAAAUAGUAAAUUUCAUAAAUAAAAAAACAAAUACGUAGUUGACAAAAACUCGUAAUAUUUAACAUUUUACGGAACAAUGAGCAAGAAAAAGGUAGCCUACAUUACUUCACCGAGUUAUGUUGCACUGUGCAAUCAACAUCCAAAGACUAAAAACAGAGCUGUGGUGGUGGAUUCGCUAAUUAAAGCAUACAAUUUACUUAAUGAAGUCUUUGUUGUGGCACCUACACCUGUCUUACGGGAGGAUUUAAUGCUAUUCCACUCAGAAGACUACGUUAACUGUCUUGAAAAAAUUCAAAACAUUUUAGAAUGUGAAAUGAUUGAUCACAAUAAAAAUGAAGAUUCCUGUGAAGAAACCUUUGAUCUAGAUGAGUUGGAGGAAGAAUUUCAAAUAAGUGACUAUGGAUUUGGCUAUGACUGCCCUGUUUUUAAAAGAAUGUUUGAUUAUGCAAAGAUGGUGGUGGGAGCUACUGUUACAGCUGCUGAUAUAUUAAUUAAUGGUGAGGCAGAUGUUGCCAUUAACUUACAUGGUGGUUGGCAUCAUGCACAUGUUGAUGAAGCAGCUGGCUUUUGUUAUGUAAAUGAUAUAGUUAUUGGUGUAUUAAAAUUAACAAGUAGGUUUAAAAGAGUUUUGUACAUUGAUCUGGAUGUUCAUCAUGGUGACGGAGUUGAGGAAGCUUUUCGAUACUCUAAGAACGUGUUAACGUUUUCUUUACAUAAACAUUCAAAUGGCUACUUUCCGGGGACAGGUGCCAAACAAGACGUAGGAAAAGGCAGUGGUAAAUAUUUUUCUGUAAAUGUUCCAUUAAAAGAUGGUAUUGAUGACAUUAUGUAUUACUUUGUUUUUCAUAAGCUCUUUAACCAAGUUGUUUUGUCUUUCGAGCCUGAUGUUUUUGUUGUGCAGUGUGGUGCAGACUCAUUGUCCCUCGAUCCUCUUGGUGGUUUUAAUUUGACAAGCCAAGGUAUUAUUGGCUGCGUGAAAGAUAUCUGUGCAUGCAAUAAACCUGUCAUGAUAUUAGGAGGUGGUGGAUAUAAUCUUGCAAACACUUCAAGAUGCUGGACUCAACUUACUGCAAUGGUUGUUGGGAAAGAAAUAUCUGGGGAUAUACCUGAUCAUGAUUACAUGGAACAUUAUGGUCCUGAUUUUAGUGUUUAUGUUGCUAGUAGUAACAGAAAGAAUGAAAACACUGAUGCCUAUAUUGAAGACUUAUUGGAGCAUGUAACUACAAAUAUCAUAAAAAUGAAAAUAAAAAAAGAAAACAGUAGUAAAACAAUUGAUAACAAAGAAAAUGUCACAUUAAAAAGUGGAACUGAGAAGGACUUUGUUACUGACAAACUGGUAAAAAAGCAGACCUUGAUGGAAAAGAAUUGUUAACAUGCUUUAAAACGUGUCUUUUUGAAUGGUUCGAAGUGCAUAGUCUUUUUGAUCACGCGACUGAAUUGAAAAGAAUUUAAGAUACCUACAAAUAUUUUAGAUCUAGUUUUGUUCAUUACGAAAAAGUGUUAUUUUUAAACUGAUGUACUUGUAAUACUUUUUAUGUCAAAUUUAGUCAUUGUUUUUAGUAUUUGCUCUCAUUAAAACAAAAUUUAUAGAAAACUAUCAUUUUCAAGAAUAUUUUUGAUCUAAAACGA
Hydractinia symbiolongicarpus is the source of this 1668-nucleotide messenger RNA. Its product is annotated as histone deacetylase 8-like. The record is from RefSeq and is a predicted model, not a curated record. Lineage: Eukaryota; Metazoa; Cnidaria; Hydrozoa; Anthoathecata; Hydractiniidae. The transcript has a single exon. Bases 116 to 1411 code for a protein of 431 amino acids. Gene Ontology annotation, molecular function: histone deacetylase activity.